Molecule: messenger RNA, 1951 nt
Organism: Ciona intestinalis (vase tunicate)
Lineage: Eukaryota; Metazoa; Chordata; Ascidiacea; Phlebobranchia; Cionidae
Source: RefSeq, a predicted model, not a curated record
AUACACAAGUGUUCGGUUUCUUCUGACCUACAGGGUCGCAUAGGACAUGCGAAGAAACUUUACCCAUUGUCAAUUUAUCCUAACUUGAAACCAGGUAACGCCCAACUACCAGCAACUUCUUUCAUGUAGCACUGUACGGGAUACUCGCGUAGUGAUUCAGUUUGUUUACGUUUGGAAGGGUGAAAAGGUGUUUUAAAGGCUCUGUUUUGAUUAUAGACAAGAAGCGUAAGUUGUCGUGUAAAACUAUAGGGGUCAAUGUAUCCGAUACACAAAUAUCUUCCGACGUCAUUCGGCACCUACCUCAUGCAUAUUGAGAACGGCCCGAAGAGAGUGACGGUAAGCAGCGUCCCAACCGAUGUGACGCAAUUUAAAAGUCUGGUAAGAGCCAAACAAGCAAAAGAUUACAAUAGGACCAGUCAAAAUAACACUGGUCGCAAGGUGGGGCAAGGGGACAAUAAGAAGGCUCCAGCACGAGGAGCAAUUGAUCUGCAGCCUUCAUAUAACAUGAGAUACCUUCAACAUACUGGACAAACUAUUACCGAACCUCCUUCUGAUAUCGUCAUCGUCGACAAAAUAACUCCUGCUGCGUGGAUGCAAAAUCGUCCAAAACCUUGGAAAGAUAUUGUUAAAAUACACGAGACCGAAAAUCCCCUGCUGACAAGUACUGUAAUACGACCUCCUCGUUCACCCAAAACAAAGCACCCAGAUUAUCCAGCUGGGAAGAAACUUUUACGUCGAGGGCAGUACGUACCUCAAGCGAUUCCUUACGAACCAUCUUACCCAAAAGAGGUGUUAAAACCAGCGGGACAUAUCAAAACAGCCAUGCUGCCCCACCUUACUAAGCAAAUCCCUUCAAUAAACAAGGAGAGACAUCAGCUACGUGAAGCAGCGGCCCGCAAGAGGCGCCGGAGGGCUGAUAAGAUAAUGAACCUCGUGUCAAAACGUGCCCAACAUUCAACUCUCAAUUCAUGGGAUAUUGCUGUUGAUGACGUCACAACCAAGGCUGGUACUAAAACAGCAACUUACUUGAAAGGGGAACUCCCUGUUCCAAUAAAGUCGGAGCAGAAACUUUAUACUCAUUCAGAUAAAAUGAAAGUGCCCAGCAACACAACUAUACACACGGAACCAGAAAGUUACCCGAAGCUGAGAAAUAUCGACCCCAGGGAAGACCAAGUGAUAAUAAACAAGCAAGUACUUGAACGGUUAGGAGAUACCAUGCCCUAUAUAUGGGCGGGUGGAAGUUCGCAAUGAAGGAUGAAAUAUUGCAUUAAAACAACCAAAACAAAAUUGUUUCAGCAUGUUAUGGUUAAAAUACUGUGGAGUAAUACCAGAUAGUGUUAGCACGUGAAUCCUAUAUUUCCUGAUCGUGUUUUGAACAAUUAACAUAGCUUUUUUAGGGUUGCGGGAAAAGGUUUAUAACUUUGUAAAUAUUUCUGUAAAAAGAAGUAAACUAUUAAAGCGUGUUCAAUCUUACCCCAACCUAUUAUAUAACGCUCCAAUAAACUGGUAUAAUUUUAGACAACUGUCGCAAGUCUGCUGUGUGCAGUAAACGACACCGUACAAACAUAUAAUAUAUCGAUAUGUGUGUAUAUAAAAGCAUUAAAUUACACUUGUUCAAGGUUCAGACCCAUUACCAAGUGAUCAUGGUCCGAUGACAUUUGAUCCUACAUUUAACUUAAAAGUUUCGUAAACAAAUAAAGUUAGUAAGCCUACUUUGAUAUUACUCAUGGCUUCAAUUUCCUCUUUAGUCUUCUAUUCAAUUUAAACUUUUCGGCGUCUUAGUCUAGACUAGACAACACUCAAGCCGUAAAGUUUACUUUAUUGUACUUUAACGUUGCACGUUUAUAAACGUGAAUUCCCUGACUGCCUAAAUAGAAGUACAUUUUUAUUUUUUGUACGGUAUUUAAUAUUUAUACACGCUCUCGAUGAUUUAAAUAUUCUGAAUUGUAAC